Messenger RNA from Strongylocentrotus purpuratus (purple sea urchin), 3186 nucleotides. It is a transcript of the gene exo5, whose product is annotated as exonuclease V. Gene Ontology annotation, molecular function: single-stranded DNA 5'-3' DNA exonuclease activity. Lineage: Eukaryota; Metazoa; Echinodermata; Echinoidea; Camarodonta; Strongylocentrotidae. The transcript is spliced from 5 exons. The record is from RefSeq and is a predicted model, not a curated record. Gene Ontology annotation, cellular component: nucleus. Bases 145 to 1650 code for a protein of 501 amino acids. Gene Ontology annotation, biological process: interstrand cross-link repair.
AGUUGGUGCAGGAUCGACGACCGUUCGAUAAUAAAUUGCACUUUAACGACACAGACCAGUUGGAGUAUUGUUUAUACUGACGGAAUAAGAACUUAAACUGUAGCUUUGCUAAUUAUGAGGGAGAUUUGUAUGAUUUAAUUCGUCAUGGCCGAGAAAACUGCGAAACAAGCACCCGUUGCUAUUCGACUGACAAGCAGCCGUGCAACUGCUUCGCGAUGUACGGAGAAUCAGAAGAAGGAACGCCAGAGCUCCGGCGGGGAUGGUGAAAUGUGUUUCGGUGACGAAUGGCUGGACGAUUGGGAAGAUGAGGCAAUUUUACAUCAGGCCAUGGAUGACCUUGAUCAAAGUUUGAAAAGCAAUUCAACAUCAGUCAGUGACAGUGCUAAGUCUUUCUCACCAGAAAGUGAUACAACUGAAAAGAAUUCAGGGGAAGUAUCGACAACGAUCUGCAGCUGCAGUUGUGAAAUAUCCUCUGUCACUGACUCAGUCUCAGCUACAGAGGAGCUAAAUGAAAAGGGUGUUGAGGUUUCAGCCGGUAAAGAAAUUGCAAAAGAAGGUGACUGCAAGGAAAACAUUUGCCAAUACUGCCAAAGGACAAUUGCAAAAAGAACUGUAAGUGACGUUGCUACCAAUUCCUCGCCGACAAAGAAAGCCAAGCUGGAUCUUGAGGAAGAGACAAAGAAAUUUACGAUGGAUCCGUUGAGGCAGUUCAAAGGAAAAUACCUCUGGGUGUCCGAUCUGACGGCUCAAGCAUGGUGUGAGAGGCAGCUUCUCUAUGAUUGCACAGGAAUUGAGGGCAGACCAGUUGAGAUCUUGGAAACAGAAGCCAUGAAAGUUGGUACAGAGAUGCAUCUGAAGAGAGAAUUGGAGGUGCAUACCAUUAAACAGAUUGCAGUGAAAACCAAGGAGGAUAAAUGGGCCAUCAAAUUUCUCAACAUUCUUAGUGCUGUCAAUCAACUUCUCCAAGGAGGAGGAGGGGGUGGAGCCUCAAGAUGUGUUGUCAGGGAGAUGCCCAUAUUUGGGAAGCCCUUUGAGAGUGGAGCAUUUGUGGUUGGUAAAAUAGACGAGAUCAGAUACAACAGUCGUGAUCAGCUAGAGGUGGUAGAAUUCAAGACCAGGACCAAGUCUAGGACUGUUCCUUCAGCAGCUCAAAGAAAGACCCACAAACUACAGGUAAUGCUGUACAAGCAGCUGUUUGAUGAAGCAGUGUGUGGCCUUCUAAAGAAAGAAACCAUCUUAGAGACGAUCGGCCUCGACCCUGACGCUUCCGUCAACGACGAAAUCGCCGCUCACGCCCUCAUGAUGGACCUGACGCUACCAAAGUUUGGAGACUACCUCAACGCCAUGCUGGAAUGCUUCCAGUUCCUCUCCAAGAUCGACUCCCUCGCCGUUGAGUACUCCUCGCAGGAUGACAAGGAGCCUUUCGCGGUCCACGAACACGACUUCGACCCCGUCUGGCUCAAAGAUACGCUGGAUCACUACAAUGCAUUCUGGGUAGGCGAGAGGGAGGUGGAAGGGGUGGACGUGGAGGAGGUGUGGAAGUGCAAGUACUGCAACUACAAGGAGGCGUGCGACUGGAGACAAAAGAUGCACGAGAAGUGCCUCAGUAGGAAGUCUGCCAACAAGGUGCAGAUGAAGAUGACCAAGUGAAGUGCAGAUGAAAUAAAAUGCAGAGAUGAACAACAAGGUGUCAAUUAAGUGCCUGGCAGAAAGGCCUAAACGUGAACAUUUACUCAAAUUUUUAUUAUUUUCAUUUCGGAAUGUAAGGUUAAAGAAAUAAUUUAGAGAAGUUACAUUUAUUGCCAUUAAAGAUGUAAGGCCUGCACACAUUACACAAUCUGACUUUGAUUCAAUUUUGGAAGAUUUUGCAAUAGCAUUUGAUACAAACAUUCAAACAUGUUAAAUCUUUAAUGACUAAGGAUCUGAGUAGUCAUAUGAUUAAGAAUAUCUAAAUUCAAAGGGAUUUCAUGCUUCCUUGGUAGAGGGAAAGCUAAAUUGGCUCAGAAUCGGUGACGUAGGACGGUGGUGCGAUAGUCUACGAUUUGAAACCAAUUUGGCUUUUAUUCUGACUUGAAGAGUUUGAUACACUAACAUUCUGGCUGUUAGUAUUAUUAUCAUUAUCUAGAAGCUGAAUCAGGAACAUGUUUGUUUAGAUUUCCUAUCUAAUACGAUUGUUAUUUCUUCAAAAAUCGGAUCGCAGGAUGAUAUCGUAGGUGAUAUCCUGACUGAAAUGUGUUGUGUGGAAAUAGUCUUAAAAGGCCAUCUGUUGGCUGUGCAUCUGUUCAUGCCCUUCUACCAGCCUAACAACAUAGGCUGGGCAGUUUUAUCCUAUUGUAUUGAAAUUUUGUUGAUUUGAUGUAAGAUACUGGUGGACUUUGUUGGCAAAUUUCCUUGUUAAUUCUAUUUUAUUCUUCUUAUCUGUAAUAUUACCCUUCUACAUGUAUGUAUGUCUUUCAAAUUUCAAACUUUUUAUACUCUGUAUGUAUUGUAUGUUUUUUCAUGAAGAAUGGAAUAAAUACCAAUACGAAUGAUAAGGCAUAGUGUUGGAUAAUAUAUUAAAGUAAAUUUAGAUUUAAUUUAAAUAUUAAUUAAUUAACGUGCUCUAGCCAAAGAGAAAUUCCUUUGAAAACAUAUGUAGAUUUAGAAAUAAACAAGCAAAGUGUGCAUGCUAUGAAUGUGUAGAACAGUGCUGGUCCAAAGCACAUUUAAUUUAAAAAUAGCUUGGAAUUCCAUGCAAUAGAAAAGGCUGUAUUUUAAAACAAAGGGAGUCGAGAUUUCACGCUGGAAAUUGGUGUAAGCUUCAGCAAUGUAGAAUAUACUACCGCUAUACCUUUUUAUAAUGGUAAAAAAUGUAAGUGUUUCAAGUUCCAAGACUGAAAUUUGUGGAGAGAGAAGGGUGGAAUGCGAAUCCAAUGAGCUUAAUUCACAGUAAACAUUUGCUGAUUCAAAAUCAUAAUUCUCUUGAAUUGAGAAAUCAUAAUGUUCAUCUACAAGAUGCACUGUUGUAGCUAAUGUAAAUGUUAGCCAAUUUUUCAAUUACUAUAGUAUAGAUAGAACAUAUUCUGAAAGCUGUAAACUGGUAUAUCCUUUGUUUAUUGCCUUGCGCUAUAUAAUAUACAAGUUACAAUUGAAAAAGGGUUUUGAAGAUUGUAAAUUGCAGUAAUUUAUAUUUAUGCAGAACAAUAA